CCCCGGUUGAGAGGGGAAAGGAGGCGAAGUCGCGGUUGCAGUUUAGAACUUUGCUUUUCCUGGCCUAGUGUUUGCCUUACAGAGACCAGAGUGCCCAGCAGUUAAAUUCUCAAGCAAAACAAAUGCCAGCGCCAUGGCGACUGACACCUUGCCUUCUAACAAAAAAACUGGCAGAACAUGAUUGACUUGGUGAUGACAAAAGAAGACCUUGUGUUAGCAGAUUCAUUUCCUGAAAGUGAUCAAGUUGCAAAAUUUGAAGAAAAGAUUAAGAACAAAGACAAAAUCAUCCAGAAAUUGCAGUCAGAGGUUGAACAUCUGCAAGCUAUAAACCAUGACUUGGAGAAACAUGUUAUGAAACUGCUUCACAAUAAGGUGAAAGUAACAACUCAAGUAGACAACUUAGCCAGUAAGAAUGAAUAUCUAUGUAAAGAACUUGCUCAUGUUGACAAGGUAGCUGAACAGCUGGAAAAAGAAAAAGAAUUCGUACUGGAUAGUGCUGACAAGGAACUUGCUGAAGCAGAGUCUCAAAUUAAAUGCCAGAAAAACACUAUACGGAAAAUGGAACAUACAAUCAACAUUCUUAGAUCUGCUGCUUUAGAUAGUGAAGAAUCAGAGGAGUGCUGUCAAUCAAGGCUUGACAAAUGUAUAAAGACACUGGAAGAAGAGAGAGAUUAUUAUAAAGCUGAAGCUGUGAAUUUGAAGAAGAUGCUUCGAAAUAAAUCUUCCAGUCCUAAGCGAAGCCCUUCUCAUUCUAUGUCAAAAGUUUCCUCCCCUAUUCAGGGGAGCAGCUCAGAUCCAGAAUUUCUAAAUGUCUUGAGAGAGCGUGAAGAACUGAAGUGUAUGCUGGAAAAAUAUGAACGUCAUAUGGCGGAAAUUCAGGGAAACGUCAAGGUCCUAACAAAAGAAAGAGACAAAAUAAUCUUUCUUUAUGAUCAGGCACAGGAAGAAAUAAGUCGACUGAGAAAAGAAGCUAUCAAACCCCCCAGAACUUCUAAAUCUUCAAUGUCUGUUCAAGCGGUUUUAAGGCGUGUGGAGACAGAAAGAGAUGCAGCUAUUUCUGAUUUCCGAAGGAUGUCCACAGAACGUGAUAGCUUGAGAGAGAGGUUAAAGAUUGCUCAGGACACUGCAUUUAAUGAGAAAGCUCAUCUGGAACAGAGAAUUGAAGAACUGGAAUCAAAUGUUCGAAGUCUGGACAUUGAACGGUUAGAACAAAUAUCAAAAAUGUCUUUGAUGAAGGAGACUAUAGAGUCCAUAGAAAUGGAAAUGAAAAUAUUGGCGAGAAGGGCAGUGGAUUCAGAAACUGAGCUAAACAGACAACAAUCAACCUGUGCUAAUCUGAGUGUACUGAAUGAAAAAACAGAGCGGAGUCUUUCAGAGGCUCAACAACAACUUGCAAAGAAGAAAUAUGAAUUACAACUCACUCAAGAGAAAGUUAUGUGUCUGGAUGAAAAAAUUGAAAACCUUUCUAAACAAAAUGGUGUUCAACAAGAAGAAAUUUGUACACUUAAUGAAACAGUAGCAGAACUGGAUACGGAAAAGGAAUCUUUUCGGGAUCUUUUGGAUGAACGAACAGAGAAAAUUAUUGCCCUUGAGGAAAGCUUAGACAUUAAAGAAAAUACCAUUUUUGAUCUGAAGAGCAUACUUUCUGAUAUGGAACAUUCAUCAAAGCAUUCAGCUGAAGCACUCCACAUAUGUGAACAGGAUAUUACCAGACUACGCAAUAUGUUGGAAGAUGCUAACUCUGAGCUCACUCAGACUCGCAGAUGUAGAGAAUCAUUAGCUCAGGAGAAUGAGCGGUUACAGGAACAAAUUUAUGAUAAUAAGCAAGAUAAUCAGAUUCUGCAACAAAAACUUGUUGAUUCUCAAACUGAACUUGAUGAUAUGAAGUCGAAAUUUGACCGUUUACAUACGGACUUCGCAAGACUGAAGAACGUACUUAAUUCUAACGAGAAAGAUAAUCAAGAAUUGUUGGAGUACUACCGUAGGGCUAAUGAAAGGAUAAAAAAAUGGGAAUCAAAGUUCCAUCAAAUAGAAGCACAUUGUAACUCUGCCCGACUAGAACGUCUCAGUGUAGAAUCUGAGAGCCACAGGCUGAAAGAACAAACUGAGUCACUUGAAACAGAGAUUGGACAACAUUUAGCAACAGAAAAAGCCCACAAGUCACAGAUUUCUACUUUAGGCAAAUCUCUUGUGAAAAUUGAGGAGGAGCUUCACAAAGUCCAGCUGGAGAAAGUUGCAUUACUUUCAGAUUUGGCAUCUACACGGGAACUGUGCAUUAAAUUAGACACAAACAAAGAGUUAUUAACUCGCCAACUAACCACUUCAACACAGGAAAUAGAGCGUCUUCAGGGUCAAUGGGUGUCAUCUUGCUCAGAAAAAGAUCUCCUUAGAAAACAACUCAAUAAUGAAAGAAUUUCAAUUAAAAACCUGGAAACAUUGUUAGCAUCCAACCGAGAAAAGGAAUUUCAGUCUCAGAUGAUAAACCAGGAAAAAGAAUCUGAGAUUCAGCUUUAUAAAGAGCAGCUUUCUCUGGCUGAAGACAAAAUUGCUUCCCAUCGUCGAGAAUUUUCACAACUCAGAAAUACAGUAACUCAGCUAGAAUCUGAAUUAGAUAUCACCAAACGACAGCUGAGCACAGAACGCUUUGAAAGGGAGCGUGCAGUCCAAGAACUUCGCCGCCACAGUCUUACAGCUUCAUAUCAUUUAACUUCUACGAUAAGGCCACCUUCACCUGAACGUUCCUGCCACCGUUCACCUGACAGAACACUAGACCAAUCUUUGGAAGAGUGAGAAUGUCAUGUUGCUCCAUCAUGAAAAAAUGUGAGCUCCGGGCAAGAGGAAACAUUGUAUUCCUUAUUUUGUUUGUUGUAAAAACCUGCUAACAUAAAAUCAUAUAAAGAAAAGGACAUUUUGAUACAGCCUAAUGAAGGCCCUAUCAGAGGUCGUACAAGUCUAAACAAUUUAAGGCAAUAUUCCUUCUUGUCAAUAAAAAUAUAGCUGUUUCUCACCCAGUAA
Messenger RNA from Sphaerodactylus townsendi, 3015 nucleotides. RefSeq names its product testis specific 10 (gene TSGA10). The transcript has 20 exons. Bases 178 to 2790 code for a protein of 870 amino acids. Lineage: Eukaryota; Metazoa; Chordata; Lepidosauria; Squamata; Sphaerodactylidae. The record is from RefSeq and is a predicted model, not a curated record.